AAUUCUUAUACAAUUUUCAUUACAGGACAACUGGUGGUGUACAUCCCCACUCAGAUGGGGUUACUGUGACAGCACCUACUUUAAUGUGGAUCCAGGCAUUGGACCUUCUUCUAGACAAACUGAAGGCAGAUAAUUUGGACUUUUCAAAAGUUGCUGCCAUAUCUGGAUCUGGCCAGCAACAUGGAAGUGUCUUUUGGAAGAAAGGAGCUGAAAAUGGGCUUAAAAGUCUUCAUUCCGGUUCUUCCCUCCGUGAACAGUUAAAGGAUUGCUUUAGUGUUGCUGAUAGUCCAAUUUGGAUGGAUGCCAGUACAACUAAACAAUGCAAACAGUUAGAAGCUGCUCUUGGUGGUGCUAUGCAUUUGGCUGAAAUCACUGGAUCUCGAGCUUAUGAACGUUUUACAGGGAAUCAAAUUGCUAAAAUAUUUGAGAAGUCCCCCUCAUCAUAUAACAACACUGAGAGAAUAUCUUUGGUCAGCAGUUUUGGUGCUUCAUUAUUCCUUGGAAAAUAUGCCCCAAUUGAUUUCAGCGAUGGUUCUGGAAUGAAUCUUCUGGAUAUUAACAAAAAGGAAUGGUCAAAGGAUUGCUUAAAUGCUUGUGCUGAGAAUUUGGAAACAAAACUCGGACCUUUGGUAAAAUCAACUGAAAUCCUGGGCAAAAUCAGCAAGUAUUAUGUUGAGAAAUAUGGCUUUUCUCCAGACUGUGAAGUAAUUGCAUUUACUGGUGACAAUCCUGCAUCAUUAGCUGGAAUGAGACUUCAGGAAGGGGAUAUAUGUGUAAGUCUUGGGACAAGUGACACAUUAUUUCUUUGGUUAACUCAGCCCAAGCCUGCUCUCGAGGGCCAUAUAUUCAUCAACCCUGUAAACAGUGAUUCUUAUAUGGCUUUACUUUGUUUUAAGAAUGGAUCGCUUACUCGAGAGAAAAUCCGUGAUGAAUUUGCGGGAGCAUCUUGGGAAACCUUCACCAAGUCGUUAAUGUCUGUGCCAUCAGGAAACAAUGGAAACAUUGGAAUAUAUUUUGAUGUGAUGGAAAUUCAGCCUUUACUUUCCGGACGUUUUAGGAUAAACAAGGAGGAUCAAGAUGUACCAAAAUUCAACACUGCUGAAGAAGAGGUCCGCGCUGUUAUAGAAGGACAGUUCAUGUCAAGAAGGGUUCAUGCUGAAAAUCUUGGCUUUAACAUCUUGCCAAAGAGUAGAGUUCUUGCUACAGGUGGUGCCUCUCAGAACAAGUCUAUUUUAAAGGUUCUGGCAAAUAUACUGAAUGCUCCUGUAUAUAUACAGGAUGUUUCCAACUCUGCUAGUCUUGGUGCAGCAUAUCAAGCAAUGAGAGGUUCACUUGGCCACACUUGCUUCAAUGAGAUACUUAACAAAACCUCUAGAAUGGUAUGUGCUGCUGAACCUGAUGAUAGCACUGUGGAGCUAUACACAAAACUUUGUGCUCGCUAUAAACAACUGGAAGAAAGAGUUUCCCAGAGUUAAGGCAACAUAAAAAUGAUUGGUUGGGUCCAGCAGUAUUGCUACAAAUACUGCCAUUUACUAUCAAAAUGAUUUGCUUUAUUUUUCAGUAUUAAUUCUAAUCAAGAAAUGUGAAUGAAUUCACAAAAUUUUUAUUCACUACGAUUCCCUGCAAAAAUCCUAAGUGUUAAAUCAUUAUUUUAAUCUGACUAAAAUUGUGUCAAUGCGUGUAAUUUACAUGUGGCUUUGUGGUUAAGGAGUUUACUUCACAACUACAUGACACCAGAUUUGAUCUGGCAUUAGUACAGCACUUUGAGUAAAGGUCUUUUCUUAUUAUAGCCUCAGGUUGACCAAUAUCUUGAAUGGAACUGGGUACAUGAAAACUGUAUAGAAGAUUAACAGACACACACACACAUAUGUAAACUAUUUUAAUAUCUAUUUUUCCAUGCUUGCAUAGUUCAUUUUCUAAGAGUGAUGCUUUUUCCGUUGUCAUCCCUUAUCUGUUUCCAAGCAAGGUUACAUGACACCUUGAUUGAACGUUCUUACAGGAGAUUGGAAACAAAUGACAUUGCUUACAUUAUAGUGACACACUCUUACUCGUUUCAGUCCUUUGACUGUUGCCAUGCAGGAGCACCACCUUGAAGGGUUUCAGUCAAACAAAUCAACCUCAGGACAUUUUUUAAACCUAGUACUUAUUCUAUCAGUCCUUUUUUGCCAAACCACUAAGUUACAGGGAUGUAUCUAUAUAAAUAUAUUUUUAAAAUGUGCAUAGUUCAGGUUAAUAUCAGCUCAUUCCAUUAUUACAAUACAGUAUGUGGUCAUGGUUGCUGCUGUCAAAAUACAUAUGAAAAUAAUUUUUUUUCUGUGUGAAGAAUUUCUAAUGUCUAUCUAACAUGUAAAUCUUUGUAAUUCCUGUUUGCAAAUGAAACGUGUGCAAUGGAAAAUAAAUAAUACUAAAAGAUGUCCACUUUCUUGUUAUAUAUAUAUAUAUAUAUAUAUAUAUAUAUAUAUAUAUAGAGAGAGAGAGAGACACACAUACAGACAUGUAAACAGGUUUCUUUCAGUUUCUGUCCGCUAAAUCCACUCAAGGCUUUGGUUGACCUAGGUCUAUAAUAGAAGACAUUUACCAAAGUGAAAUAAUGAGGUCAGAAACCAAACUACUCAACAUGCCAGCAAUUAUAUAUAUAUAUAUAUAUAUAUAUAUGUGUGUGUAUAUGUGUGUGUGUGUGUGUUAGUGUCUAUGUUGUAUCCCCAUGCUUCAAUAAACACAGAUUAGGAAGAUAAGCAUCAAGCUGAAAUAAAUAGGCUCCUAUGAUUCACUGAAAAAAUAUCAAGAGUACUAGAUACUUGGAAAGAUUCAUUAACAUGUAGUAAUUUGGUUAAUUGUAAGCUGAUACUAUGUCACCCCUUCCUGUAAAUUCUGUAGGAAUAACUUUAUAAGGAGUGGUAGCCUCCUGAAUAGAGUGUAAAUAUCAAUCACAGCUCUGCAUGCAUGGAUAGAUUACAUAGGAGAAUGUUUCUCAUUUUAUUUUUUUGAAUAAAUUAGCAAACCUCAUUAGCUUUUCAUUGUCUUUCUAAAUCAAUUUAGCCCGAAAGCUUUUUGUUUGGCAAGCCCUACAAACCUAUUGAGUCAUAGGAAAUUUUAUGUAAUAUGAGUCAAUAAGAAGUCUCUACAUGGUUGCUCAAACUGCUAGAAACAGCAGCCAAAUAAAUCUUUCUCAUCUUAACAACAGGACACUGGAUAAUGUAAUCCAAACAAUAUUCUUUUAUUUGUCAUUUGACUGCAGCCAUGCUGGAACACUACCUUAAAGGGCCUUUUUAAUCUAAGAAAUCAACCCUAAGUACUUUAUAUCAAUCGCUUUUGCCAAACCUUUAAGUUACAGAGACAAACAUACCACAAUUGGUUGUCAAACGAUGGUGGGGGAACAAACAAACAAAAACACUUUCAGUUUCUGUUUACCAAAUCUAGUCACAAGGAUUUGGUCAGCCCAAAGCUAUAGUAGAAGACACUUGCUCAAGGUGCCAUGCAGUGGGACUGAACCCAGAACCAUGUUGUUGGGAAGCAAGCUCCUUAUUACACAGUCAUGCCUUUGUUGUCAUUAGUCUAAAAAAAAAAAAAGUUUAUAGUCAGAAUGCUUUUAAUCAUAGUCUGAAUCAAGACACAUCCAAUCAAAACAACAAUCAUGUAAUUUUGUAAAAGUUAGCUUGGCAGAAUCCAUUUUCUCCAUAUUAUAACCAUAUGUAUUUUUAGCAAAUUCCAUUGUUGCAAACAUUCAGAACAAGUCUUCUGUAUGAAUAUAUAGAUGUUUUCGAUCUAGUUUGGAUUCUUUGCCAUCAAAGAAUCCAAACUGGAUCGAAAACAUCUAUAAUGUACUUCUUUCCAUCAGAAAAACUUUAAAAGACGGUCAGUGUCAUUGCCCUAGUCAUUAAAAAGAUAUUUUAAAAAAAAAACCUUCUAGAAUAAAAAUAUGAACCAAUUUGAAAAAUGACUGACACAAUGCAACAGUAUUUAGUCUAAUUGUAAAGAAAUUUUUGGAUUUUUAUUAAAAAAGUUUAUCUUACAAAGA
Molecule: messenger RNA, 4018 nt
Organism: Octopus bimaculoides (California two-spot octopus)
Lineage: Eukaryota; Metazoa; Mollusca; Cephalopoda; Octopoda; Octopodidae
Product: xylulose kinase
Biological process (GO): D-xylose metabolic process; xylulose metabolic process; phosphorylation
Cellular component (GO): cytosol
Molecular function (GO): D-xylulokinase activity
Source: RefSeq, a predicted model, not a curated record